AUGAUCUCAUCGAUAUUAUCUAAUUGGUAUCUUGAUGAAUGCACGGCAGAGUAUUUGUCUUAUCUGCCCAAACUGAAUCUAUCGUCACGUUCAUAUGCCAAUGGUACUUGCACAUGUGAUCAUAGCCUAAAUUGUUUAUCUCCUUUAAUUAUUGAUGAAUGGGUAGUUCCAGGACUUCAAAUCGGAUGCGAUCCAAUGGAAUCUCUUCUACAAUCUACUCUUGAAUGUCUCUAUGAUGUAACAUGUAUCAACCAGAUCAUGCCGAAUAAUACAACACCAAAUAUAACGUUUCAUGCUCUUAAAUCUACACUAUCAUCUUUCCAUGACAAUGUUCAGUCUUUAGUGAAUAUUCUUAUGGUUGAUCAAUUGAAAACAAAUGUCACUUAUGAGAAUUACUAUAAAUCAUGUGCUCCUGCCUAUUGUACCUAUUCACUCAACACACGAUUUGAUAAAGUAUUUGUUUUCACAAAUAUAAUGGGCCUCUCUGGAGGAUUAACAGUUACACUUAAAUUAAUCAUUCCAUUUGCAGUGAAAUUUUGGCAACAUAUUCAAGUGCAUCGUCGAAGAGUUGUUCAGCCAAUGACUAAUGUAAUCUCAUAA
This is a messenger RNA of Rotaria sp. Silwood1, 600 nucleotides long. The record is from the annotation of a GenBank genome assembly. Lineage: Eukaryota; Metazoa; Rotifera; Eurotatoria; Philodinida; Philodinidae.